This is a messenger RNA of Rhizoctonia solani, 546 nucleotides long. Its product is annotated as iron-sulfur cluster assembly scaffold protein. Gene Ontology annotation, cellular component: mitochondrial matrix; cytoplasm. Lineage: Eukaryota; Fungi; Basidiomycota; Agaricomycetes; Cantharellales; Ceratobasidiaceae. Gene Ontology annotation, biological process: intracellular iron ion homeostasis; iron-sulfur cluster assembly. The coding region runs from base 1 to 546 and encodes 181 amino acids. Gene Ontology annotation, molecular function: ferrous iron binding; 2 iron, 2 sulfur cluster binding. The record is from RefSeq and is a predicted model, not a curated record. The transcript is spliced from 6 exons.
AUGUUUUCUGUUGCUCGCACUGCGAUCCGUCAGCGCACGAUUGCUGCUCCUGUUGUCCCUGCUGUGAGCCGGAGAUUGUAUCACGAAAAGGUUAUCUCGCACUAUGAACGGCCCAGAAAUGUAGGGUCGAUGCCCAAGAACGAUGCCGACGUUGGAACAGGACUUGUCGGUGCUCCCGCAUGCGGAGACGUCAUGAAGCUCCAAAUCCGCGUUGACGAAAAUGGAAUUAUCUCAGACGUCAAGUUCAAGACGUUUGGGUGCGGAUCGGCGAUUGCGAGUUCAUCGUACAUGACCGAGCGCGUCAAGGGGCUGAGCCUUGAAGAGGCUGGGAAAAUUAAAAAUACGGAGAUUGCGAAAGAGUUGAGCUUGCCGCCUGUCAAGUUGCAUUGCUCCAUGCUUGCCGAAGACGCCAUUCGUUCUGCGAUUCGCGAUUACCGGAGCAAAAGGUCCAAGAUGGCCAACCCUCAAAAGCCAGGAUUUAUUGAUGUUUCGCAGAGUGCUGCCACUGGCGAGACUGUAGCGACUGCUCACCCGGGCCAGGCCUAA